AUGAAAAGUGUCAAGUUCGCUCUAUUGCACUAUUGCUUUUGGAACAUCGUAUUUGAUAGCAGUCUAACAUUUGCAACAAUACCAUUCAUCGUUCUCCCAACAUUAUCUGGUUAUCCAUUAGGAAUCCUGAAUGAUUUCGAAGUUUCAACAAAAUCACAAGUUCAAGUUUUAGUUUUGGCGUAUUUCGGGAUUUGUUGCUCGCUAGUUGGAAUCUUUGAAAAUCGAUUUACCCACAUUGCUGGAAAAUCAUUUACGAUAUCACUUAUCAAUAAAAUUCUGAUUUAUUCUCUAAACAUGUUGACAAUAACUUUAGGUUCAAUUUAUAUAUUUGACACCUGUCCGGAGCAAGAUUUGGCUCUGCAAAUCGUCCGCGAGCAACUUCCACCAAAUCUUCCCUAUUUUCACGAAUCGGAAGUUUUUGUAGUUUCAGUCGAUUACACCUUCGUACGCUCAUUUAUAUGUGUCGUUGUAGUUUCGAUAGUUGCUCAAUGUUCGAUUUUUGGGACUCUCACACUUUCUAAGAUCUACGCUAGAAAAGGGAUGUCGAACAGAACUCGACGAAUGCAAAAUCAUUUGUUCAUGCUGCUUUGUAUUCAACUCGCCAUCCCGUUUUGCGCACUUGCUCUUCCCGGGGCUUAUGUGAUUUAUACCUGCGUAACAUUUUAUCAUAAUCAGGGUAAGCGACGCGACGCAUACGCAGCGCGUUCCCAACUCACAAAUUGUUUUCAGCAUUCAACAACAUUGCUGUUAUCCUGCAUUCUCUGCACGGUAUUUUAUCGGCUAUAUCUAUGAUUGUUAUACAUUCACCGUAUCGAAAAGCGCUGAUAUCGAAAUUGGGAAUCGAGAAAAAGAAGAUAAAAGUGCCGGAAAUUGUUAGUAAUCCGAUUAGAACGUUCUAA
Molecule: messenger RNA, 899 nt
Organism: Caenorhabditis angaria
Lineage: Eukaryota; Metazoa; Nematoda; Chromadorea; Rhabditida; Rhabditidae
Source: the annotation of a GenBank genome assembly